Molecule: messenger RNA, 1096 nt
Organism: Salarias fasciatus (jewelled blenny)
Lineage: Eukaryota; Metazoa; Chordata; Actinopteri; Blenniiformes; Blenniidae
Gene: cd99l2
Product: CD99 molecule-like 2
Exons: 10
Coding region: 85-861 (258 amino acids)
Source: RefSeq, a predicted model, not a curated record
UCCAAUCCAGGCCCGUUCCCCCGGCUCCACGCUGCCCGGCUCCAGGCCCGUUAUCUCCGGCUGUGACACAGAAGAAAGACGACCAUGGCUCCCGGGGCUCUGCGCGCGCUCUGCCUGCUGCUGCCGCUGCUGCUGCCGCCGCAAGUCGUCUCUCAGGAUGACUUUGACCUCUCAGAUGCUCUGGAUGGUGGGACGAUGACGCCGAAGCCCGCCGUCCCAGCAGCGCCGGGAGCCGGAGGAGCCGGAGGAGCCGGAGGAGCCGGAGGAGCCGGAGGAGCCGGAGGAGACUUUUCUCUGGAAGACAUGUUUGACCUGGACGACCCUGUCUCCACCUCCACCACCACCACCAAGGCUCCACCCAAAGUUACCCCCAAGGUCCCUGCAGGCACCAAAGCUCCCGCCAAACCCAAACCCAAACCAGCUGCUGACGACUUCGACCUGGCGGACGCCUUGGACCCCAGUAAUGACCUGGACAGGAAGAAGGGUCAGGGAGGAGGACUAUCUGACAGUGAUCUGUUUGAAUUGGGUAACGAUGACACCUACAAACCUGACAAAGGCAAAGGGGGGCGCCCCAGUGCCGAUGAUAGGAUCAACCAGCAUGACGACAAUGGUGAAACCACGGCGGAGGUGGGAACCAUCGCGGGGAUCGUCAGCGCGGUUGCCAUGGCGCUGGUGGGAGCCAUCAGCAGCUACAUCUCCUACCAGAAGAAGAAGCUGUGCUUCAGCAUCCAGCAGAGUCUGAACACUGACAUGGUGAAGGCGGAGAACCCUGAAGCAGUGGUGGCUACAGAACCUCAAGCCCAACAGACUCUGCUGGAGCCGCCCAACGCUGAACCCCCCACCGAGGAGAACGCUGUGUAACACACACUCUCUCAAACACACACUGAAAACAUGCACACACACACACACUCUGAAACACACACAUACACUGAAACACACACACAGGGAUUUCUAGUCCUUUUACUGAAUGUGAAGUUUUUUUAAGCUGACAGUUGUUCAGUUUGUGUAAAUAUAUAAUGUAUUGUUUUUCCGCCGUUUGUGUGUGUGUGCGUGUGUGUGUGUGUGGCUUUUUCACUGCGAGCUGCAGAGAGGAACU